Drosophila guanche is the source of this 1877-nucleotide messenger RNA. Its product is annotated as F-box only protein 39. The coding region runs from base 236 to 1774 and encodes 512 amino acids. NCBI's taxonomy places the organism in Eukaryota, Metazoa, Arthropoda, Insecta, Diptera, Drosophilidae. Gene Ontology annotation, molecular function: protein binding. The transcript has 6 exons. The record is from RefSeq and is a predicted model, not a curated record.
CGCGACGACGCAAGCUGCUGCGGAUGGUCGCGACAACGACGACGACACCGAUCUCUAAACUAUAUAAAAAUAAACGCCACGAAACAAAAUAAGAAAAAGCCAAACCGAGCAGGCCUGUGCCAAAAAAGUAUUCAAAAUUAGAGUACAUAUAGUGAUCUGUGAUCUGUGGCCUGCUGCAGUGUGGUGUGCUGUAAAUUGACAAUAAAUAAUUCAUAAAUAUUGUUAGGGAAGCGCAAUGUCCUUUGCCAUGAGCGUGGCAGCACGCAAGGGCAGCACCCAGCUGGAUGUGAUGCAAAAAGCUGGCUGGAAGAUUGAUGAAAACGAACAGGCCUGCUACAUAGACGUCGAUGAGGACAAUGACAAUAUUGAAAGCUGCCUCGAAUCGAAGUGGUGCUACCUGCCCGACUUGAUACUCGAGGAAAUCUUUACCUAUCUCUCGCCCAAAGAGCGCUACUACGCGGGUCUGGUCUGCCGUCAAUGGCAUCGUGCGUUCUAUUUGCCAACAGUUUGGAACAACUUCGUGGUCGAUGAUCGCACGCUGACGCGACCAAAAUACAACUACUACUCCGGCUGGCAGUACUGCCUCGAUCACAUGCGCACGCAGAACUGCCUGUCGCGAAUUGGCCGACACCUGCGCGGCAUCGAGUUUCGACCGUGGCAUAGCUUCAACAAUAUCUACCAGUUUAUGACAAUGCUCUCCUGGAGCAUGGACAAAGGCAACGAAGUGAACGCCGAGCCGCAGCUUGUGGGCAUGGGUCGUCGCAUACGUUCGCUGGUCUAUCAUUUUCCCUGCAACAUGUCACAGCCCAACGAUCCGGAGGGCAUCAAGCUCUUUGGCACUGGAGGACAGCUGCUAAAGGGUCUGAAGGAGUUGAUGCUGCGCUUGACGGAUCUGCACACACUGAAGCUGGUGGACUUUGUGCUGGAACGCUUCGAGGCGAAUCACUUGCUGGACGAGGUCGUCUGCAGCUGCUGCACCAAGAUGCGGGUGCUCAAUCUGGUGAAUGUCACCACCACACACUGUCCGAUCAUGCAUGUGGGAUUGUUUCUCAAUCUGCAGGUGCUCACCAUUUCUCCACAAAACAUAGACGACGAUGUGCUGUCGCUGCUGGCGGAUACAAAGCUGCGGCAUCUGUACUUGCUGCAAAACUGCUAUACGCCGAAUCACCUGACCAUCAGCUCCUGUGGCGUCAAGGCUUGGCGCAGCCUAAAGGCGACAAACCCGCGAAUGCGCGUGCACCUGCGGCUGGAGAAUCUCGUGGACGGGGAGGUGGUGCUGCAGCCAGAGGCGCCGGUGCACAGCAUCACCUACUGGGCGCCACAGGCACGGGUGAGGGCUGAUCUGCUCGUUCGCAUGAUCGAUCACUACAAGAACACGCUGGCUGUGUACGGGCACGAGCUGCUGCCGCGCUUCUCCAGCCCCAAGCCGUUCCACAAUCGCAUCGACGGCCUGCUGAUGCUGAUGUGCCGUCAGUGCUUUAACUUGGAUACUCUGACCAUACGGGAGAAGGUGUCCACAGCGACGCUGCUGCUGAUUGCACGAACGGCCAAGAAUCUGCGACACUUGAAUGUGAGACGCUUCGCGGUGAUUCUACGCUGCGACUGGCCACGGCAUCCGGAAUGGAGCGAUGAGUUCCAUGCCUGGCUGCGGCGCAACUCGCGCUCCUACGAGUCCGUGGAGCGGGAGAUCUCCCACAUUUUGGGCUACAAAUGGCAGCUGUUGAGCGAUCGUGACUUCAAGCAGCUCACAGUCAAUGCCAAAUCGGGUGCCUGAAAUAGUCUUCCGCCUGCCAUGCCCAGGAGUCUUGUGAUAAACGGUGUAAAGCUUUACUUAGUUGCCCAAAGUUUGCUAUGCAAAAUAAAGUAAAUAUUUUGAA